GCACUCUCUCUGUCUUAUUUCAUGCUCCAUUGUAGCCGCUCUUUGGUCCUUUCCAAUUGUUAUUUGCAAUUCCAGUUGUAGCUUUCGCGUUGGCUUUUCGAUGUCUUUUGUUGUCACAGACAAUUACCUGAAUAGGCAUCUCUUAUCUUAUCUUGAUCCGAUCCGUUCGGUCGUUCGGACCGAUGCCCGAUGACGACAUGGCAUAUUAAAUCGAUUUCCGCAUCCAACAAGAAUCGUUCGCGUCACUUUUAGUUCAACGCUUAUACGAUCACUAAAGUUAACACGAUAUUGACCUGGAAAAUGGCCACCGACACUGUCGUAUCACUCCUAUCAUCGCUGAUGCAAACCCAGAGUACAAGUGACCACGAACAAGAAAUCGCCCACUUCUUAGACGACCACCUCACUAGUCUCGGUUAUACCGUCGAGCGCCUUCCAAUUGCCGAAGACUCAACCAGAGAAAAUGUCUACGCCUAUCUAGGCACCCAGCGGAAGACCCGCGUAUGUCUCACAUCACACUUGGACACCGUUCCGCCCUACAUUCCACUACGAAUCGAGGGAUCUACAAUCUAUGGGCGGGGCGCAUGCGACGAUAAAGGUCCCAUGGCAGCGCAAAUAUGCGCUCUAGAAGAGCUGAGGGCAGAAGGCGUUGUCAAAGAAGGCGACGUGGGGCUAUUAUUUGUCGUCGGGGAAGAGAAAGGUGGACCCGGCAUGAUAGCGGCGAAUAGCCAGGACCUCAGCUUCGAGGGUGUCAUAUUCGGGGAACCGACCGAGGGGAAAUUAGUUGUUGGACAUAAGGGUCAUUUGGUAUUUGAGUUGAUCGGGGAGGGCAAGGCUUGCCAUUCUGGUUAUCCUCAGCAUGGGGUGAAUGCUAAUAUCGCACUUAUCGAAACGCUGAAUGACUUGGUUAAAGCGGAAUUUCCAGGCUCCUCGCUGCUUGGGCCAUCGACUUUCAAUGUUGGGAAGAUUGAGGGCGGCGUGACCUAUAACAUCGUCCCGGAAACAAGUAAAGCGCUUUGUGCUGUGCGCGUUGCGACUGAUAUGGCUGGGAUAAAACAGAUUGUCUCGGAUAUUGUUGCCCGACAUGCAAAUGUUCGACUGGAGUUCAAAUUCGAGUAUCCUGAAACCUUACUAGAUCAUGAUGUUGAAGGAUUCGAGACUGCCCCUGUUUCGUACGGGACUGAUGUUCCACGAUUUAAGGGAAACCAUAAGAAAUACCUAUAUGGGCCAGGAUCUAUCCUGGUCGCACACGGAGACAAUGAACAGAUCGAGAUUGACGAGCUUGUGGAGAGUGUUCAGGCGUAUAAAAAGCUGACGAUUCACGCGUUGAAUUCUGCUCGGUAGACAGGUCAACUUCGAGGGACAUUCCCAACUAUUCUGUCUCCUUUCGUCAAUCGUUUUGGUAUCACUGUCCCUACGUGCUGAUUAUGACGUCCUAAUGUGAAUUCCGUGAGGCAUAUGUAAAUUACCAAUGCUCUACCCUGGGAUGUGAUCGAGAAAGGUAGUAGUAGGUUUGAAACAAAAUUUAUACUAUUUUGCAUUCGCCUGGAAU
Aspergillus pseudotamarii is the source of this 1549-nucleotide messenger RNA. RefSeq names its product M20 family metallopeptidase. Gene Ontology annotation, molecular function: hydrolase activity. The coding region runs from base 301 to 1341 and encodes 346 amino acids. NCBI's taxonomy places the organism in Eukaryota, Fungi, Ascomycota, Eurotiomycetes, Eurotiales, Aspergillaceae. The record is from RefSeq and is a predicted model, not a curated record. The transcript has 3 exons.